AUGGGCUCUCAUGAAGUUUUGCCGGCUAUGAAAACAAACCCGAAGAUCAUCUUCUUCACAGACUUUGACGGGACUAUUACUCUGCAAGAUAGUAUGCAGCUUCCAUUACCAUACUUUUUGCCCUCUCGGAUUUAUGCUAAUGAGGCUAUCCUGCAGGCAAUGAUUAUAUGUGAUGCUUUCCGUGACAUGCUCGACAGCGUCAAAAACCCAUUCGACGAGUGUAUCCGCAUCCUCUGCGAUAACAUGCAACUAGACCCUUACUUUGCAGAGUUCUACAACUGGGCUAAAGACCAUAAUGUCCCCAUCGUAAUCCUAUCCUCCGGAAUGGUUCCCGUCAUUCACGCAUUGCUCGUGAAGCUUCUAGGCCAUGAGCCAGAUCAUAUCCAGAUCGUUGCCAACCAGGUGAAGGCACGGCCAGGAAAGAAUAUUAAUGAAGAAAAUGGCUGGGAAAUUGAAUACCAUGACGAUAGUCACUUUGGCCAUGACAAGUCUAUUGAGAUCAAGCCAUACGCCGCUCUAUCAAGCGAUGAGCGCCCCACACUGCUCUAUGCGGGAGACGGUGUUUCGGACCUCUCGGCGGCAUCCCAAACAGAUUUGCUUUUUGCGAAGAAGGGGCGUGAUCUCAUCACGUUUUGCGAACGUGAAAAACUCCCUUUCACCAUCUUCGAAGACUGGUCUUCUAUUCUUGAAAAGACCAAGGAAAUCUACGAGGGCAAGACGAAUCCAAAGGUUAUUGCUGAGCAGCAGCUGCAGGGGGCCUAG
Messenger RNA from Uncinocarpus reesii 1704, 762 nucleotides. RefSeq lists its product as uncharacterized. Lineage: Eukaryota; Fungi; Ascomycota; Eurotiomycetes; Onygenales; Onygenaceae. The record is from RefSeq and is a predicted model, not a curated record. Bases 1 to 762 code for a protein of 253 amino acids. The transcript has 4 exons. Gene Ontology annotation, molecular function: phosphatase activity.